Trypanosoma brucei brucei TREU927 is the source of this 240-nucleotide messenger RNA. RefSeq lists its product as hypothetical. The coding region runs from base 1 to 240 and encodes 79 amino acids. NCBI's taxonomy places the organism in Eukaryota, Euglenozoa, Kinetoplastea, Trypanosomatida, Trypanosomatidae. The transcript has a single exon. The record is from RefSeq and is a predicted model, not a curated record.
AUGAACCGCCUCUUCGGCUCGGUUGCUGCCUGCUCCUAUUGCUACUGCUAUUUAUUUGUUAUUCUUAUUGCGUCUCUUCCUGUCCGUUUGAGCAGUGCAUGGUUAGGUUCCCCGCCCAAACAGCAGAAUGCAAGAGGGCGAGGCUUCAGCACUUUUUUUUUUUCGUGGAGGAUAUUUCUUUUGUGUCUUCCCCGUGAAUGCUGUCUCCCCCACCACAUUUCUCUUUUGCCCACUGCUUAA